Molecule: messenger RNA, 1453 nt
Organism: Prinia subflava (tawny-flanked prinia)
Lineage: Eukaryota; Metazoa; Chordata; Aves; Passeriformes; Cisticolidae
Product: hyaluronidase-1-like
Exons: 3
Coding region: 5-1312 (435 amino acids)
Biological process (GO): carbohydrate metabolic process; hyaluronan catabolic process
Cellular component (GO): cytoplasmic vesicle
Molecular function (GO): hyalurononglucosaminidase activity
Source: RefSeq, a predicted model, not a curated record
CACCAUGGCAUCAGCAUGGUCCUGCUGGGUCCUCCUGCUGCUCCUGCCUGCCCUGACCCACGCUGGGGGACCCAGUCCUGUCCUCAUCAACCGCCCCUUUGUCACCAUCUGGAACAUCCCCAGCCAGCGCUGUGCUGAGAAGUACAAUGUCACCCUCAGCCUGGACGUCUUUGAUGUGCUGGCCAAUGACCAGCAGUCCUUCACUGGGCAGGACAUCACCCUCUUCUACAGCGACAAGAUGGGUCUCUUCCCCUAUUACACAUCCGAGGGGGUGCCAGUGAAUGGGGGGCUCCCCCAAAAUGCCAGCCUGGAGACUCACAUCCACCAGGCCACCCAGGACAUCAAGAUGACCCUGCCCAGCCCUGACUAUGGUGGGCUGGCUGUCAUCGACUGGGAGAAGUGGCGCCCACUGUGGAUUCGCAACUGGGACUCCAUGGAGAUCUACCAGCAGAAGUCAGAGGAGCUGGUGCAGCAGCAGCACCCGCAGUGGCCCCCCAAGGAGGUGGAGGAGAUGGCCAAGCAGCAAUUUGAGAAGAGUGCCCGUGAUUUCAUGAACAAGACCCUGUGGCUGGGCGAGAGCCUCCGUCCCGGUGCCUACUGGGGCUUCUAUGGUUUCCCUGACUGCUACAACAAUGAAUUCGACAGACUGCCCUACAAUGCGACGUGCCCGGAUGUGGAGCAGCAGAGGAACAGGAAUCUGUCCUGGCUCUGGAGGAGCAGCCGGGCGCUCUACCCCAGCAUCUACCUGCCCGUCCGCCUCAAUGGCACCGGCAUGGUGCUCCCCUACGUGCGGCACCGCGUGGCCGAGGCUUUUGCUGUCCAGCGUGGGAUCCUUGACGGUGGCAUCCCUGUCCUGCCCUACUCUCAGAUCGCCUUUGAGCACACUCUGGACUUCCUUUCCCAGGAGGACCUGGUGAACACCAUCGGGGAGAGUGCGGCUCAGGGUGCUGCUGGGAUCAUUCUCUGGGGCAGCCUGGAUUACAGCACCUCCAAGGAGAUUUGCCUGAGGCUGAAGGACUACGUGGAGGGCCCCCUGGGCCACUACAUCGUCAAUGUGACAGCCAGUGCUGACCUGUGCAGCCAGACCCUGUGCUCUGGCCAGGGCCGCUGCGUGCGCCAGGAUGGCCAGCAGGGCUACCUCCACCUGGACCCCUCCCGCUUCACCAUCGACCUGCACGCUGGCAAGCCCUGGCUGCUGGCUCAGAGCCUGGAGCCUGGUGAGGACAUUUCCAGACUGGCCAGGGAGUUCACCUGCCAGUGCUAUGACAAGUGGCAGGGACCCCGCUGUGACACCCGGGGCUUUGCCAAGUGACCCACUGGGGUCAGUCCUCCCACCCUGGGGACGCUGGGGCAGACAGGGUGACACUACCUCAGCACCCUUGCCAUGGGGUUGAGAACCUGACUGUAGGGCUCUUAAUAAAACCAGAAAGCAUCAGCAAACGCCUCCUUGUCU